Molecule: messenger RNA, 10912 nt
Organism: Coregonus sp. 'balchen'
Lineage: Eukaryota; Metazoa; Chordata; Actinopteri; Salmoniformes; Salmonidae
Source: the annotation of a GenBank genome assembly
AUGUUACCAGCGUCCGGUUUGGUCAUGGGAGAGGUGUGUGUGCGGGUUGCGGUUCGGGUCAGACCGCUGCUUCCCAAAGAAGUGCUACACAAUCAUCAGGUGUGUGUGCGCGUGGUGCCCGACAGCGCCCAGGUGAUGCUGGGUAGCGACCGAACAUUUUCUUUUGACCACGUCUUUGGACCGACCGCAUCGCAGGAUCAGUUUUACGAGUCAUGUGUCAAAUCUCUGGUGGCAUCCCUCGUUGACGGCUACAAUGCUACAGUGUUCGCCUACGGACAAACCGGGUCUGGGAAAACGUACACCCUUGGCGGGGGACAUAUUGGUAAGUUAACAGUAUGAGCGCAACUGUACUCUUUGACAUCAUGCAGACACCAAGUGCAUUGAGGGACGAUGAUUGUUCUGACAUUAGUCCUUGAAUAAUCAACUACCACUACAAUUCUAAACUGAGCUGUCACUGGCACAGGAGGAAAACCUUAGGCAAAUGCAGAGAACUUUCUGAUCAUAGGCCACUUUAUAUUAUCAUCACAACUCUGCUUUUGUGUUUUUUACCAUGGAACUUGCUCUCCCUCUGUAAUACUUGUACCCUUGUUAGCAUCUCUGCCAGAGGAGGAAAGUGGGAUCAUUGGUCAGGUUGCAGCGGAACUGUUUGUGCUCCUGGGGGAGAGGAGGGCUGCUGAUGUCAGGGCUGCAGCAGAUGUGAGGGUGUCCUAUGUGGAAUUGUACCGGGAGGAGCUCAGGGACCUGCUAGAGCUCCACACCGCACACAGAGAGCUGCACAUCAGAGAGGACGACAGGGGCAACAUAGGUAACACCCCUCACUGACUGUGCUAGGGCAUGUGUGUGUGUGGAUCCAGUAUGACCAAAUUAAAUGUGUUUUACAGUGUUGAUAGAGGUUGUACUGAGGCUGGUGGUGUGUGAACAUACAUGCUGUAUGGAAUCUGACUGUAGUGAAUGUGUGUUUCAGUUGUGGUGGGGGCCAGAGAGACUGUGAUUACCUCAGCUGAGGAGUUGCAGAGCAUCCUGGAGGCUGGCAAUGCCCUGAGACACACUGGCCCCACUCAGAUGAACGAGCGCUCCAGCCGCUCUCACGCCAUCGUCACCGUGCAGCUGACGCAGCAUAACCACGACGAUGGCUCUGUCCGUUCCUCUAAACUCCACCUGGUGGAUCUGGCUGGGUCGGAGAGGGCUGCACGCACUGGGAACACGGGCCUGCGCCUCAAAGAGUCUGUCCACAUUAACACCGGCUUGCUAGCGCUGGGCAACGUCAUCCGUGCACUCUCCGACCCCCAUCGUCGUGGCAACCAUGUGCCGUACCGUGACGCCAAGAUCACACGCCUCCUCCGGGACUCACUGGGCGGCACCGCCCACACACUCAUGGUGGCCUGCGUCAGCCCCUCCCACCACAGUGUCACGGAGACAUUGAGCGUGCUGCAGUUUGCCUCACGGGCACGCCACGUGAAGAACCAGCCUGGGUUGUGUCCUGCCAGGGUGUGUCCGGGCUGGCAGCCUGGAGAGGCUCGUGUGGAGGAGCUGGAGCAAGAGGUCCAGACUCUGAAAGAGGCACUGAGAGAGAGGAAUAAGACAGGGGGAGGGGUUACUAUGACUGACAGCUCCAAACAGGCCCCUCAGGAAGAGCGUGAUGACAGGGGUGCGGGCCUAGUGGAGGAGCCCCAGUACUGCUGCCUUGCACAGGACGCUACCUUCAUAUUGGAGGAGCUCCAGAGUUCCACCCUGAGUCCUGCUCUGCAGCAGCGCUUGCAGGAAUGGCUGGAGAGACACGAGGAGCUUAGCCACUCCUGCCACACUGACCACCAACACCCUGUGGGGGACACAGGGGACGAACCUCACCACAUCACCAUCCUCCAGCUCAGACGAGAGCUCAGGAAGUGCCAGGUAGUGGGCUCUGUUUCUCAGCUUUGUUUCCUCAGUAUUAUCCAUUUUCACACCGUAUUCUAAAUAGAGGUAUGAAUUGUAACUCUCUCUUUCUCUCUCCUCCCUAUCUCUUUUUUACUCUCCCUCCCUCCAUCAGGAUACUCUGGCUAUAGACGAGCAGGUGUUUGACCAGAGGGAGGCAGAGCUGCAGCAGGUGCAGAAACAGGUGCAGACACUGCUACAGGAGAAACAGAGACACCUCCAGUCCUUACAGGAGGAGAGGGAGCACAGACGCAAACAGGUAAGGAGAGAGAGAGAAUGACAGAGACUCUGAGCUGAGCUGGAGGAUGGCGAGAAAUUAAGAAACGUGGAGGCAAAGAUAGAAUGGGGCAUUUCUACAUUGGUUGACAACUGACGGUUUCCGUUGUUUGAGUGUGCAGAGCGAGCAGCUGGUGGAGCAGCAGCUGUUAAUCGAUCGUCUUCACGGUGACCUCCUGACCUCCAGGAUGGGAUCCUCGGGAGCCUCGCUGGAAACCGGGGCCUCUGGGAAGUCGGCGAGGAGACCUCACAGUGUUCCCCAGAUCAGCCAGGGCCAAGGCCAUUGUGGUACGAGGAAGGUACGUGUCCAGAGCAACUGUGAGUGUGUGUGUGCGAGUGUGUGUGUGUGCGACAAUGGCUAAGUUUGUCUUUGUGUGUCUCUUAUGCAGAUCCACACUAGUCCUCCGGCCUGUUCGUUGGAGAGGGUGAUGGCUGCCUUUAAGACCCGCAGUCAGCUGCUGCUGGCUCAGAUAGAGGAGAGAGACGAGGUCCUCUGCCCACAAAGAGCACAGGAGGAAAGGAGGGAAGAGGAGGAAGAGGAGGAGGAGCAGGGAGGGAGUAAGGGAUUCAGGUGAGAAAGACUGAUAUAAUAAUGUAAUGCUGCUUUUGGACUGUAACAGCUGUUCCACUAGUGUAUACACACCCUGAUGUUAUACUAGGGACAUUGUGUUUCCAUAGCUAGAGCUGACAGUGAGGACUUUUGAAGAGCAGAAUCAACAACCUCUGCCUAAUCUAAACAGUUGCUUUGUGAGACGGUGUUAACCAUUAAAGGCGUAAACCGAUGUUCACAAUUAGCCAUUGUUUUUUAAAUGCCGCCCUAAAAGCCCCAGUGGACAUGCCCUUGCCCCAAGUUAGAGCAGGUCCACUGAGGCCAUGGUCCAGUGAGUCCAAGGAGCCGGGCCGUGGAGGUGGAAACACAAUUGGUACAACACCGGGGUAAAUCCUCAGUGGAAAUGCACCAUGACCUCCUUCUUCUGAGUUAUGUAAUUGUUCUGCUUCCUCAGGACAGAAUACUUACUUAAUAUUGAACUAUAUUGCAGGUGCUCUAUGAACCGCACAUGGACAAGCAGACAGAACCCAGCCUGUUUUAACCAGAACCAGACGCAAAAUACUAGUUUGGACCAGAUUCAGGACGUACUCCAGUUACCUCAACCGUCAAAACUCCCUACAGGUAAAUACAGUGUUAUAUGACACUUUAAGAGUCUUAUAUUUCCUGUCAUUUCUGUUUCAUUGCUAAGCCCGGCCUGUGCCUUCCGUAGAGCGCGAGGAGCGCAGAGUGAGGCAGAGUCAGACGGUGAACCUGCAGCGCCUAAUGCAGGCGGAGACACAGAUCAGGGCUAGUCUGCAAACCAGUGGCUCCAGGGAUCUACACAGGACCAAGGUCAGUGCUAACAAUACAACAUUAAGAGAAUAUUUAUACAGCACUCAUAUAGAUUAUUCAUAAAGCAUUUAUACAGCACUCAUAGAGUAUUCAUAAAGCAUUUAUACAGUACUCAUAGAAUAUUCAUAAAGCAUUAAUACAGCACUCAUAGAGUAUUCAUAAAGAAUUUGUAGAGCACUCACAAAUCAGUCUUAAAGCAUUUUGGUCUAUCUAUAAACUAGGGUACCAGUGAGGAUUUCCUACACUGGACAACUUGUUACAGCUGUUGAUAAGUCGUUGAUAAUAAUCAAAUAUAUUUUUUCAUGCCAUUACAUUAAGAUAUCUGGUGGGAUCAUAGAUAUAUUCAAUAAAAUUCACGAGUUUAUUUAAAACCUAUGUUUACUCCUUUAUCAUGGUUGGUGUCUUGAUGGAUUUGUCCAAAAUCGUGUGAGAUAAAACUUUACUUUUCUGUCCUUGCAUUUAUGGCAGUGUAAAUUGUUGAUAUCAUAUAUUAAGCAAAAAUCUGUUAAAUUAGACAUUGAACUUGAAUCCUGGAUCUAGCUGUAGGCCAGUUUUUUUUGUAUAGAGAUCUCAGAAAUGCAGUGUAACAACAUAACAUUUAGUGUCUUCUUAUGUUGCGGGGUGAAAACAGUUUUCAUGGGCACACAAAUCCUAAAUAAUAAAUGCAAUUGCAAAACCGAAUGCUCCUGAGAGUCACUUUAUCUUGAUUCUUAAAACCUAAAUCGAUACUGUCAUUAACGUGGUUCUUCAAUAAUUGAACAGCAUGCUAAAGGGUUUGAUGCUGCUGUGUUGCAGGACCUGGGGACAGACAAAAUGGCUGUCUUUCAAAAUGGGGCCUGUAAAGACUCUGAGGAAAAGGUAGAAUGACUUUCCAGAAUUAUAAGUGAGCCCACAUGACAUCUGCAAAUUAUCACAGGUUUAGGGUCGGCUGCCCCUCCCUGCAGGAUGUGUGUGUUAUGGCAAAAAAGGCUAUUUCAAUGUUCACCAUGCAGUCAUGGUGAUUCCUUAGACCACAUUUGGAUAUUCAACAUAGUUUAAAAUAGUCAAAUUGUGUUUGUGUGUUUUGAAAUGUGGACAUGUUCGUUUUGGCCGUGUACGAUGCCCAGCUGUCUGAGAGACGUACGUGGCUGGAGCAAGAGGAGGAGGGUGCUCUGCAGAGGAGGAGGAGCCUGCAGGAGCUGGAGGAGGAGCUGAGGCACAGAGAAGAGGUGCUGCAGCACCGAGAGGCCUGUGUCCAGGAGAGGAAACAGCUGCAGAUCAAGAGGCUCCGCUCCAGCCAGGUAAUCACAGAGCAGGGCAUAGAAAUUGACAUACAGUACCACACCUACUCAUUCCAGGGUUUUUCUUUAUUUCUACUAUUUUCUACAUUGUAGAAUUAUAGUGAAGACAUCAAAACGAUGAAAUAACACAUAUGGAAUCAUGUAGUAACCAACAAAGUAUUAAACAAAUCAAAAUAUAUUUUAGAUGUUAGAUUCUUCAAAGUAGCCACCCUUUGCCUUGAUGACAGCUUUGCACACUCUUGGCAUUCUCUCAACCAGCUUCAUGAGGUAGUCACCUGAAAUGCAUUUCAAUUAACAGGUGUGCCUUGUUAAAAGUUAAUUUGUGGAAUUUCUUUCAUUCUUAAUGCGUUUGAGCCAAUCAGUUGUGUUGUGACAAGGUAGGGGGGUAUACAGAAAAUAGCCCUAUUUGGUAAAAGACCAAGUCCAUAUUAUGGCAAGAACAGCUCAAAUAAGGAAAGAGAAACGACAGUCCAUCAUUACUUUAAGACAUGAAGGUCAGUCAAUCCAGAACAUUUCAAGAACUUUGAAAGUUGCUUCAAGUGCAGUCGCAAAAACCAUCAUGCACUAUGAUGAAACUGGCUCUCAUGAGGACUGCCACAGGAAAGGAAGACCCAGAGUUACCUCUGCUGCAGAGGAUACGUUCAUUAGAGUUAACUGGACCUCAGAUUGCAGCCCAAAUAAAUGCUUCACAGAGUUCAAGUAAAAGACACAUCUCAACAUCAACUGUUCAGAGGAGACUCUGUGAAUCAGGCCUUCAUGGUCGAAUUGCUGCAAAGAAACCACUACUAAAAGGACACCAAUAAGAAGAAGAGACUUGCUUGGGCCAAGAAACACAAGCAAUGGACAUAAGACUGGUGGAAAUCUGUCCUUUGCUCUGAUGAGUCCAAAUGUGAGUUCGCUUAGUGGGACUAUCAUUUGUUUUUCAACAGUACAAUGACCCAAAACACACCUCCAGGCUGUGAAAGGGCUAUUUGACUAAGAAGGAGAGUGAUGGAGUGCUGCAUCGGAUGACCUGGCCUCCACAAUCACCCGACCUCAACCCAAUUGAGAUGGUUUGGGAUGAGUUGGACCGCAGAGUGAAGGAAAAGCAGCCAACAAGUGCUCAGCAUAUGUGGGAACUCCUUCAAGACUGGAAAAGCAUUCCAGGUGAAGCUGGUUGAGAGAAUGCCAAGAGUGUGCAAAGCUGUCAUCAAGGCAAAGGGUGGCUACUUUGAAGAAUCUAAAAUCUAAAAUAUAUUUUGAUUUGUUUAACACUUUUUUUGAUUUGUUUAACACAGUAAAAAGAAAAGAAAAACCCUUGAAUGAGUAGGUGUGUCCAAACCUUUGACUGGUACGUACAUACCCCAACCAGAAGCCAUGGAUUACAGGAAACAUCCGAACUGAGCUAAAGGGUAGAGCUGCCGCUUUCAAGGAGCGGGAAUCUAACCCGGACGCUUAUAAGAAAUCCCGCUAUGCCCUCCGACGAACCAUCAAAUAGGCAAAGAGUCAAUACAGGACUAAGAUUGAAUCGUACGACACCGGCUCUGACGCUCGUCGGAUGUGGCAGGGCUUGAAAACUAUUACAGACUACAAAGGGAAGCACAGCCGCGAGCUGCCCAGUGACACAAGACUUCCAGACGAGCUAAACCACUUCUAUGCUCGCUUCGAGGCAAGCAACACUGAAGCAUGCAUGAGAGCACCAGCUGUUCCGGAUGACCAUGUGAUCACGCUCUCCGUAGCCGAUGUGAGUAAGACUUUUAAGUAGGUCAACAUUCACAAGGCCGCAGGGCCAGACGGAUUACCAGGACGUGUACUCCGAGCAUGUGCUGACCAACUGGCAAGUGUCUUCACUGACAUUUUCAACAUGUCCCUGACUGAGUCUGUAAUACCAACAUGUUUCAAGCAGACCACCAUAGUCCCCGUGCCCAAGGACUCUAAGAUAACCUGCCUAAAUGACUACCGACCCGUAGCACUGACGUCUGUAGCCAUUAAGUGUUUUGAAAGGCUGGUCAUGGCUCACAUCAACACCAUUAUCCCAGAAACCCUAGACCCACUCCAAUUUGCAUACCGCCCAAACAGAUCCACAGAUUAUGCAAUCUCUAUUGCGCUCCACACUGCCCUUUCCCACCUGGACAAGAGGAACACCUACGUGAGAAUGCUAUUCAUUGACUACAGCUCAGCAUUCAACACCAUAGUGCCCUCAAAGCUCAUCACUAAGCUAAGGAUCCUGGGACUAAACACCUCCCUCUGCAACUGGAUCCUGGACUUCCUGACGGGCCGCCCCCAGGUGGUAAGGGUAGGUAACAACACAUCUGCCACACUGAUCCUCAACACGGGGGCCCCUCAGGGGUGCGUGCUCAUUCCCCUCCUGUACUCCCUGUUCACCCAUGACUGCAUGGCCAGGCACGACUCCAACACCAUCAUUAAGUUUGCCGACGACACAACAGUGGUAGGCCUGAUAACCGACAACGAUGAGACAGCCUAUAGGGAGGAGGUCAGAGACCUGGCCGUGUGGUGCCAGGAUAACAACCUCUCCCUCAACGUGACCAAGACAAAGGAGAUGAUUGUGGACUACAGGAAAAAAAAAGAGGACUGAGCACACCCCCAUUCUCAUCGACGGGGCUGUAGUGGAACAGGUUGAGAGCUUCAAGUUCCUUGGUGUCCACAUCACCAACAAACUAUCAUGGUCCAAACACACCAAGACAGUCGUGAAGAGGGCACGACAAAGCCUAUUCCCCCUCAGGAGACUGAAAAGAUUUGGCAUGGGUCCUCAGAUCCUCAAAAAAUUCUACAGCUGCACCAUUGAGAGGAUCCUGACUGGUUGCAUCACCGCCUGGUAUGGCAACUACUUGGCCUCCGACCGCAAGGCACUACAGAGGGUAGUGCGUACGGCCCAGUACAUCACUGGGGCCAAGCUGCCUGCCAUCCAGUACCUCUAUACCAGGCGGUGUCAGAGGAAGGCCCUCAAAAUUGUCAAAGACUCCAGCCACCCUAGUCAUAGACUGUUCUCUCUGCUACCGCACGGCAAGCGGUACCGGAGUGCCAAGUCUAGGUCCAAAAGACUUCUCAACAGCUUCUACCCCCAAGCCAUAAGACUCCUGAACAGCUAAUCAUGGCUACCCAGACUAUUUGCACUGCCCCCCCCCCACCCCAUCUUUUUACGCUGCUGCUACUCUGUUAAUUAUUUAUGCAUAGUCACUUUAACUCUACCCACAUGUACAUAUUACUUCAACUACCUCAACUAGCCGGUGCCCCCGCACCUUGACUCUGCACCGGUACCCCCCUCUAUAUAUAGCCUACCUACUGUUAUUCUAUUUUACUUCUGCUCUUUUUUUCUCAACACUUUUUUGUUUUAUUCAAAUUUUUUAUUAAAAAUAAAUGCACUGUUGGUUAAGGGCUGUAAGUAAGCAUUUCACUGUAAUGUCUGCACCUGUUGUAUUCGGCGCAUGUGGCCAAUAAAAUUUGAUUUGAUUUACUGUAUAUUUAUAUAUUUAAAAAAAAACGUAUAUCAUAUUUUUGUUUGUGUAAGUUACCGCAUUCAAGUGUUGUUAUCUGCAAUUGAAAGUGUGUGUGCGUACGUUCAUGUGUAUUCCUCAGGCUCUGAGUCAGGACUUGCUGCGAGUGUCGGCUCGUCUGGGAGCUUUGGAUCAGGAGCUGGAGGAGAGAGGAGGGGUAAGGAGGAGACAGUCCUCCCCGACAGAGGGGCUGUGUGGUGUGUCUAUGGAGGAGCUGCUGAAGGAGAGGGAGAGCCUGCGCCAGAGGAGGGACACCUUGGACACGCAGCUGAGAGACGGCAGUGUGCUCACGCCAGAGGUGAGCUCCUCAACGUUCAACACCUUCCUUCCGGCUGGGUGUCACUCUGACUGCAGAGGGCUGAUAAAUGGUGUGUGUGUGUAGGAGGAGCAUGCUCUGCUGCAGUUGGAGGAGGCCCUGGAGGCACUGGAUGCUGCAGUAGAGUUUAAGAACCGUUCCAUCCAGGAGAGACAGAGAGAGCUCGGGGACACGUCUAAUCCCGCCCACGGAGACAAUGACGUCAUGAGGGCGCUGAGGGAGCUGCCACUUCCAGAGGCCUCUGCACUGUUGGUCAAAUACUUCAACAAGGUCAGAGUCCCAACACACACACAAACACACUCACCACAAACUACUUUGAGCGAACAGCUACACCAAACUACCGUAAUUCAGUCAUUUUAGAAGGAGGGAGGCCACAUGAGGAUACUUUUGACCAUUGGCAAGCGAUACGACCAGAGUUGUGCAAAGUUAAAAUCAGAUGCAAAUCAUCGUCAGAAACUUUGCUGUGUGAUAACCAAUCGGGAGAGGGAGGGUCUAGAUAGCCUAGUCAGCUUUGAGACUGUACUGGAUAGUGGAACAUGCUAUUUUGCAUGCUGUUUUGAAUAAACACCCACAAAGGGAGAACUAGGUGAUGCCUACUACAAAGUAGUAUCUGGUCGACAGUACACUCUCCAUUAGAACCCUCAUUUGAGGAAAGGCUGGGGGGCUGGGAUUGAGAUUUGAGAGGUUGAAAAAGGUUUGGGGCAGAAGUGGGACUGGUUCAAGAGAUGAUGAUAAUAAUAAUACAUUUCAUUUGUAUAGUGCUUUUCAUUGCAGUGUAAUCUCAAAGCUUUACAUGGGCAAAAAUAAGACAUCCACUACACUUCUAACCUUCCAUCAGCCUCCUACUAAGCUGGCAAAAGUUGAAAGCGUUCCCUUGGCCCCUCCAGGUGCUGUGUCUGCGGGAGUCGGAGCGGCGACUGCAGCUGCGCUGUGAGGAGCUGCAGCUGCAGAGUGGAGAGCAGGAGGCGGCGACCAGGGAAAUGGAGGCAGCUCUACAGCGCCUCACUCUGGACACAGACCGCCGGCUCACUGAGCAGAAUCGAGAGCACCAACACAGCAUACAGUUACUACUGCAGCAACGACGAGGUCUGUGUGUGCGUGUGUGUGUGCAUCAAUGUGGUAAAUGUUUGAGAGUGUGGUAUUCCUGACCUUUCAUUGUGUUCCUGUGUGUUUUACAGUAUUCUUACUGCUAAUUUUGUGUUUUUGUGUAGAGGGUGGCUCAGGGGACAGUGAUCAGGCGGUCCAUGCUAGGCUGCAGCAGCUGGAGAGAGACCUGUUCUUCUAUAAGAGCUCCAGUCGUGAGCUGAAGAGGAAGCUCCGAGAGCUGGUCACAGACUCCCUCCCCCCCCAGGCUCCAGACCUGCAGACACAGGGCAGGAAGGAGGCCAGUGACGGAGCAGGGGACAGCCUCAGCCUGCAGACUCCUAGAGUGGAGCUGGCCCCUGUCCGUCUGUCCCGUAGGGAGCUGAGGCAGCUCUUACCCUCUGACCUCUGCAGCACUAGGGUGCGCUCUGCCCUGAGGGCCAGCAGAGGCUCAUUCCAGGAGGACUCCAUUGAAGUGCCCAGAAACACUUACUGACCAGGAGGCUCAAGCACAUAUCGACCACUUAUUUCAUUCGUCCACACUGAUCUAGAAGAAGAGGUCAGGUGAAUCUAAGUCGAUAGGAUCAAUGUGGAUGAAGGAGAGGAGGCAAGGAACGGAAGCCACUAACUGUGAAACUGUUGAGACACGUCGAGUGAUUCCAAGCACGGAGUGAAAGCCCUCUCUGCCCUUUACAGCACUAAAAUCUGACUGAAUUGCACUUCAAACUGCAGAGACUCAUCAGUUAGUCAGAGAUCAGAUGAGCCCAUAUAGCUAAAUGGAUAUCAAAAUAAUGUCUAUUAGAAAAUAGUUUGUUUAAAUUAUUCUAUUAUGUUUUUUUUUUACUUUUUAAGAGGUCUUUGUUUAUAAGAGUGUGUGUUUUAUACAGUAGUGUGUUUGCAGUGUUCUAGACCCUCGGGCCACUCCAAACUAAAGCAAGCCACUGGUCAUUCAUGCAAUAUAGUUUACCUGUGAUUUACUCUGUUUCCUUGGGUGUGGUUUUGGUUAUUUUAGUGUUGAACAACUGUUGACAUCAAAUUGAUUGAAUCAAACCUGUUCAUUUGCAUGGUUCACCAAUUGGAUCUACAUUUAUCUUUGCAGACUGCUGUUUAAUGUUAAAGGUGCAAUCUGCAAUAGUUAUUGCUAUUCAAUGGUAAAUGUUAUUACUGG